This is a messenger RNA of Penicillium cinerascens, 1005 nucleotides long. Its product is annotated as putative cell wall organization protein/glutathione transferase (Gto3). The coding region runs from base 1 to 1005 and encodes 334 amino acids. Gene Ontology annotation, molecular function: glutathione transferase activity. Lineage: Eukaryota; Fungi; Ascomycota; Eurotiomycetes; Eurotiales; Aspergillaceae. Gene Ontology annotation, cellular component: cytoplasm. The transcript is spliced from 3 exons. The record is from RefSeq and is a predicted model, not a curated record.
AUGACCGCCAUCCACACCCCCUCAACCAACGACGGCUGGCACGGUACCAUCCCAAGCCCCCAAUUCCCCGCCGAAAAAGGCCGCUACCACCUCUACAUAGGCCUCUUCUGCCCCUUCGCACACCGCGCAAACUUCAUCCGGCACCUAAAAGGCCUAACCGACAUCAUCUCCAUCAGCAUCGUAAAACCAUACCCGAAAGGCGACGAGAACGGUUGGCCGGGAUGGCGCUUCCCGGCUUCGGAUGACGAAUAUCCCGGCGCAACGGUUGAUCAUCUGUUUGGAGAGGAUUAUUUGCACAAGAUUUAUUUCCGCGCGGAUCCGGAGUACAAGGGGCGGUAUUCGGUGCCGCUUUUAUGGGACAAGAAGGCCGGGGUGGCGGAAAGCGCCGAGUUGCUCAGAUGGUUGCCUACGGCGUUCAACGAGAUCUUGCCGCAGAACGUCGCCUCAAUUGACCUCUACCCGGAACACCUGCGCGACACGAUCGAUGCUAUUACUCCCUGGAUGCAAUCCCAUGUCAACGCGGGAGUAUACAAGGCGGGGUUUGCGGCUACACAAGAAGACUACGACGAGAACGUGAUUCCUGUCUUCGGCGCAUUGAAUAAACUAGAACGUAUCAUCGCUGCCAACGGCGGGCCGUUCGUUCUUGGUGAAACAAUGACGGAGCUGGAUAUUCGGCUAUAUGCGACUCUGAUCCGGUUCGAUACCGUUUACGUGCAGCAUUUCAAGUGUAAUCUUGGGACGAUUCGGCAUGAUUAUCCGGUUUUGAAUAAUUGGUUGAAGGGGAUGUUUUGGGAUGUCGAAGCGGCGAGAAAUUCGACGGAUUUUAGGCAUAUCAAGGAGAAUUAUACGAAGAGUCACGGGGAUAUUAAUCCCAAGGCUAUUACGCCUAUGGGUCCGUUUCCGGAUGUGGAGGAGGGAGUUGAGAGGGAUUGGAAGAAGUUGAGGAUUGGUGGGGUGAAGCAUCCGGCUGUUUUGGAGUAUGAGGGAAAGAUUCCCAGCCCAUAA